UCCCAUUGUUUGCAUUUUAGCUCGUGAUGAGGAUGGCGGAGUGAAAGGCGCCAGUGUUUGGUGUCCUUCCAGAGAGAAACAUCCCAAACUGCUGCAUGAGAUUUUAAAACCUGAAACGGAGCUACAAAGAGCAGGUCGGGGAGAAGUUGAGGAGAGACACUUCAACAUGAACUCUGAGAGGAAACUGUCAGCUGACCAGUGGAGAGAUGUCCAGAAAGUGAUUGUUGGUGAAGAACAUCAGCAGAAGUGGAGCACCAGUCUGGACCAGGAGGACACAAAGCACCCACACAUUAAAGGGGAACAGGAGGAACUUCGGAUCAGUCAGGAUGAAGAGAAGCUUCAAGGGCCCGAGGAGGCUGAUAUCCCCAAGUUCACAUUCACUCUGGUCCCUGUGAAGAGUGAAAAUGAUGAAGAGAAACCUAUGUUCUCACAGCUUCAUCAAAGACAAACUGAAGAGAUCAAAACGGAAGCUGAUGGAGAGGACUGUGGAGGACCAGAACCAGCCAUGAAAUCAGAUCCAGAUACACAUAUACAACCAGACACUGAUGUCAAGACUGGAGACGCUUCUGAACCUGGGACUGAUGACAGUGAUGAUUGGAAGAAGACCAGAGAACCUCAGUCAGGUUUAAACUCUCUGAAUAAUGAUACAUUCCCUGUUAGUGAUUCGAGAUGUACUACUGGUGAGAAAGCAUUUAGCUGCUCUAAGUGUGGGAAAAGAUUUGGCACCAAUGGAGAUGUGACGAGGCAUAUGAGAUCUCAUACAGGAGAAAAAACAUUUAGCUGCUCAGUCUGUAAGAAAGCUUUUACAGUGAGUGGAAAUUUACAGAAACAUAUGAGAAUCCACACAGGAGAGAAACCAUUUAGCUGUGCUGAGUGUGGGAAAGGAUUUGGCACCAAUGGAGAUGUGAAGAGGCACAUGAGAAUCCACACAGGAGAGAAACCAUUUAGCUGCUCAGUCUGUAAGAAAGCUUUUACAGUGAGUGGAAGUUUACAGAAACACAUGAGAAUUCACACAGGAGAGAAACCAUUUAGCUGCUCAGUCUGUAAGAAAGCUUUUACAGAGAGUGGAAGUUUACAGACGCACAUGAUAAUCCACACAGGAGAGAAAGCAUUUAGCUGCGCUGAGUGUGGGAAAGAAUUUGGCACAAAUGGAGAUGUGACGAGGCACAUGAGAUCUCAUACAGGAGAGAAACCAUUUAGCUGCUCAGUCUGUAAGAAAGCUUUUACAGAGAGUGGAAAUUUACAGACACACAUGAGAAUCCACACAGGAGAGAAACCAUUUAGCUGCUCUGAGUGUGGGAAAAGAUUUGGCACCAAUGGAGAUGUGAAGAGGCACAUGAGAUCUCAUACAGGAGAGAAACCAUUUAGCUGCUCAGUUUGCCAGAAGGCUUUUACAGUGGGUGGAAAUUUACAGACACACAUGAGAAUCCACACAGGAGAGAAACCAUUUAGCUGCUCUGAGUGUGGGAAAAGAUUUGGCACCAAUGGAGAUGUGAAGAGGCACAUGAGAUCGCAUACAAGAAAGAAACCAUUUAGCUGAUCAGUCUGUUAGAAAGAGUUUGGACGGAGUGGUCAUUUACCUUUGCAAAGGAGAAUCCACAAAGGAAAGUAACUGUUUAGCUGCUCAAUCUGUAAGAAAGAUUUUAGACAGAGUGAAAAAUUACAGGCACGCAUGAGAAACCACACAGGAGAGGAGAGAAACCAUUUAACUGCUCAGUUUGUAAGAAAGCUUUUAGAGAGAAUGGAAAUUUAAACUUAGUGUAGUUUUAGUUGACUAAAUAUCAUAAGAGUUUUAGUCUUAGUCUAGUCUUAAAAUAGCCUGGGUAAACCCUGACCAACUUCUGGCAAAUUUGAGAUUUGCUCUGCAAGUCUGUCUGGCGAAGAGCCCAUUCAAACCCAUUUCCAAUGUCCCCAAAAUUGAGGCACCGAUCACAACCGCUGAGGCGGGCUUUCCACCAAUCACAACCGUUGAGGCGGGCUUUCCACCAAUCGCAACCGUUGAGCCGGGCUUUACGUGACGACGAUAGCGCAGGGACGGCGAGCAGCUUUAUGUUUACUUUCAACAUGACGACUACCGAAUCCGUGCUUCACCAUGACCGACCACCGGCAGGUCAGCCUGACAUAUGCCGAUUUCAUGCCGGUCAAUGCUACAAUUAACUGACAACAUAAGUUACAGUUCUCAAGGACGCACGCAACAGCACAGUCUCUUUUUCCUUUCUCUCAACUUUUCCGCCGUGUGUGGCGCGUACCCGCUCGCAGUGUGAAGCACAUUGGAGUCUCAUAUUACACACACUCACACUGUCUGUUACAUGCCCGGACGCGAGCCGGCUGCAGUGGCUGUAACCAAGACAAAAUGUUUCGACACUUUCAUUGUAACUAGUGUAGUUGUAACGUUACCCUUGGGACAUAAAAAACCUCCACCAAAGAAUCACAACUCAACUAAUAGCUAGUAAGCGUGGAGAGUGAACCCCUGCAAGGUCCUCUGCCAGUGCCUCUGCGUUAGAUCCACAACUCCUGCUCCAUUGUCCAAUAUACACAUUCUAAACACUUUUCUCUGGGCCAGUAGGCUAUUCCGUUGUACAGUCUGGAACACUGCAUUUACAACCGUGGUUCAUUUGCAAUAUCCUUGAAAAACUUCCAAACUUUGUUCUUUCUAAAGUCCUACACAGCACAGCUCGUCUGUGAAAUCCUGACAGAGCUCCAGCUAAGCGGGUCUGUGAAGGGGGAUCCUAAAGUGGUUGUGUCCCUCAGGCUGUGGCAGGCAGAUACAUAUUUAGCUGCCAGUGGAGCUGCUGUCACCUCUCCUAGGAUAACUACCAGCUUCUUUUUUUGGCUAUUUUUCUAAGGUGUAAAUCUCUUAGUGAAGAGAGUUUUUCCCAGUGGAGGAGGAAGUGCACCUCUGUCUGACCCAGUUGGUGGUGAAUAUUUGGUUAGCAUGUUAAUUUACGGUGUGUGCCCCUAAAUUUUCUGGUUGCGCCCCUAAAAUUUUCAGUUGGGGGACCACUGUGCUCCUAGUGAAAAAAGUUAGUCUGGAGCCCUGCUUUGUCCAGUCAUAUACAACACCACAACAUCUACUAUAAUAGUACACAUUUGAUUCAGUUUGAGGACAUUAAAUAUUUAUACUCCUAUUAAUUCAGCGAGACAAUCUUCUAAUCAGGCACUACCUUCAGAGGUAGUUUCCUUUAGCUUCUAUUUUAUUCCAAGUUUAGCUAGCGGAAACACUGUGGUUUAUCUGAUAAAAUAACCUUAGCGUGUAUGCUUAAGGCCGUUUUACAGUUGUGCGGAGCCUACAUAAGUGGCCUGAUGUUUAUACUUGUGCGCUGGUGUGUGCGUCGA
This is a messenger RNA of Perca fluviatilis (European perch), 3336 nucleotides long. RefSeq names its product zinc finger protein 501-like. Lineage: Eukaryota; Metazoa; Chordata; Actinopteri; Perciformes; Percidae. The transcript has 3 exons. Bases 167 to 1540 code for a protein of 457 amino acids. Gene Ontology annotation, cellular component: transcription regulator complex; PcG protein complex. The record is from RefSeq and is a predicted model, not a curated record. Gene Ontology annotation, biological process: regulation of transcription by RNA polymerase II. Gene Ontology annotation, molecular function: RNA polymerase II cis-regulatory region sequence-specific DNA binding; DNA-binding transcription factor activity, RNA polymerase II-specific.